AGCCAACCUCGAUCGCAAACGGCACAAAGGGCAUUCCAUUGAAACCUCACAUACUCAACACACACAACUACUACCGACACAACCAACCCCUCCUCCAAAAUGCCACCCCCAAUCAACCCCGCGGCCGAAGAAAUCGCCGCCGCCCAAGCAGCCCACCAAGCCCUCAUCGAGAAGCUCGACAUCAACCACGUCCCGCGCUCCUUCCGCAACCCCUCCUGGAAGCCCAACCAGCGCCGCAACAAAAACAUCAAGACCAUCCUCGGCGACUCCUCUCGCAAAGAAGCCUCCUCCCUCAUGCCCACCCAAGACAACAGCGGCGCCGCGACCCCCGGCGGCGACGAGUCCGGCGGCACUUCCACCGCGGGCGACUCGACGCCCGCCUCGAGCGCGCCCGACAGGCGUCAGCCCCCGAACCUGGCGCAGGCGAGCAGGAACUUGAGUAAGCUUGUGCUGGAGCGGAAUAUGAACGCGAAGGCUACGACGGUUGGGGGGUGGGGCGCUGGGCCGGGAGCGACGUAUAUGAAUAUUGAGUCGGCGCCGACGCUGGCGCAUCCGAAGCACUACUGCGAUAUUACGGGGUUGGUGGCGCCGUAUACGGAUCCGAAGACUAGGCUGAGGUAUCAUAAUAAGGAGGUGUUUGCGGUGCUGAGGACCCUGGGACAGGGUGUUGCGGAACAGUACCUGGAGGCUAGAGGGGCGCACACGAUUCUGAAGUGAGGGGGGAGGGGAUAUGUUGUGUGAGGGUUAUGGGAGCACAUUUGGCAUUUGGCUAUUGGUCAUUUGAGGCAUGGAGUCACUCAAGCACGGAGUUUAAGGCAGGAACGGCGCUGGUUGAUACAGGGCAUCGGAUUCAUAAAACUAUGGGAUAGCUAAAUAAGGGGGUAUGUAUGCUCAAUCUAAGGUCUAUACUUCCAUGUGAAAUAUAUGAAGCUAGACAGACAAGACGGCAUGUUUGUUUCGUUGUGAGAUCAUCACAGUCAAGCUCAUUCCAUACGGCAACUGUCUUUCAACAACCGCAUCCUCGGAAGCGCUCCGGCUUAAUAGCG
Molecule: messenger RNA, 1046 nt
Organism: Pseudogymnoascus verrucosus
Lineage: Eukaryota; Fungi; Ascomycota; Leotiomycetes; Thelebolales; Thelebolaceae
Exons: 1
Coding region: 100-717 (205 amino acids)
Biological process (GO): chromatin remodeling
Cellular component (GO): Ino80 complex
Source: RefSeq, a predicted model, not a curated record